Zingiber officinale is the source of this 3368-nucleotide messenger RNA. Its product is annotated as zinc finger CCCH domain-containing protein 7-like. Lineage: Eukaryota; Viridiplantae; Streptophyta; Magnoliopsida; Zingiberales; Zingiberaceae. The transcript has 10 exons. Gene Ontology annotation, molecular function: RNA binding; metal ion binding. Gene Ontology annotation, cellular component: nucleus. Gene Ontology annotation, biological process: negative regulation of DNA-templated transcription. Bases 761 to 3172 code for a protein of 803 amino acids. The record is from RefSeq and is a predicted model, not a curated record.
UCUCCCACGCCGAACCCGUGCCGCUCCUAACCGGCGCCGCACGCGACCUUCUUCUCCCCGAGCGGACAAAACCCAAGCGAUCCCUUUCCUCGCGUCGCUCUCUCCUCUCCCGAUCUCCACUGUUUUCCUCGCCCCAUAUUUCCUUGCCGCGGAGAUCCCCAAAUCGCGCCGAGCAGCAUCGCGCCAUCUCCUCCUUGCGCCGAUCGACAUCUGCGCUGCGUUUCCCCUCGCCGGAGCAGUGGCGUUGCCGUUCUUGCUGUGCCCUAGCCGCAGUCGCCCGUGCCCUAGUCUCGCGUACACACUGCCUUCCACUCGAUCGCUGCGGAAACAACCGCUGCCGGGGGCGGCCGUCACCAGAAGGGAGGAGUCGCCGGCAAACUUUUCACCUUGCUUGCUGAUCUGAGCAGAGCGGCGACGGUUCCCUCAGGGAGGUCCAUCGCCGCCCCUUCAGCAGAUUUGCGGAACCUUUUCCUCUUCGGUGUGGAUCUGCUACUGACCUCACCCCCUGUCUUUGCUCACACUCACGGAGCUAAGCUUCCCUCACGCUCCUUGCGGCCAAGUUCGAGGAAAUCACCAGCCCUGACUACUGAUUUAGCAGCUUCACCAGCUCCAGCCACUGUUACUUGCUGUCAUCGCCGGAGAAGAAGGUCAGGUUAGAAGGUAGAAGAUGUGUUAUGUCGCUCAAAGGUAUACCUUAUCAACAUUUCUAGCGUACUUUGGAUGAAAGUGAGAGCUUGGCGGUGUAGCAGAGUUUGUACCCAUGGAGGAACUAAAUGUUGUCCAAACCCUAAACCCUCCGGCCAAGAGCUGCUUGCCCCACCUUCCACUCCUGCGUCGGAGUUCCCAUCUCGACAGUGCCUCUUAUCGUACUCUUGUUAGGAUCUUCUCCUUUUGCCUUGAUGAAUCUUUCAUUUCCACUCCAGAAUCUCGAGAGAAUCCAAGACCCAUCUUCAGUGCCAAAAUUUCCGAUCCCCUGUUUUGUGAAAAAGAUUUCUCCUUUGAUCAAAGCAAUGGUGGAGCUUUGCCUGUGGAGCUUGGGCAUGGUUGCAGUGGGAAUAUAAGCCCUAGCCUCCAUGUUGCUUCAAGUCAUAAUCUUGGGUUGGAUGAGAAAUUGGGGAAUGAGAAGUGGGGAAAUUGUCAGGCGGUGAAUGGCCUUAUGUCUGAAAGUUUGAAGCUUCAAUCUGGAGUUGAUGAAGGUCAGGCUUCGGAUACAAUGGUGGAGCUAGGUAAUCAGCAAGCGGACAGUGGUCUAGGUGUUGAUCGAGUUCAGAAAGGUGUGCACAGUAGCAUACUUGGCUUAGCUGGAGGAUUGCACAGCAAAGUUGCUGAUGCCCAGUCUGACAAUCCACCUUGCCUUGAUUCCGAUAUUCAGAGUGUUGAGACAAUUGGCAAAUCAGAAGAAAGGAACAAAGAUAUACUAGAAGCUAAAGGAGUUAAUAGAACAAGAACAGAAAGUUUUGAGUUGAAAACUUUGACUAAUUCCACUGAAUUGCUUGGGGGAAAAGUGAAUGGACACGCAGAGUCUGUUAAAGAUUCCAUUACAUAUUUGUCUAGUGAUAAGCUUCUGGUGGUUCAACCCCAGGAGGAUAUGUCUAACUCCACAAAUGAAUCAGUUGACAAACAUCAGGAAACACUCUUGGAUUCUUCCAUGAACACCUCAGUUCAGGAACAAUUACAUAAGAACAUUUUAGAUUCAUUGCCAUAUUCAAACUCUACAAAUGAACCAGUUGAAAAACAUCAAGAAACACUCUUGGAUUCUUCUAUUGAAUGUUUAGUUAAGGAACAAUAUCAUAAGAGCCUUUUAGAUUCCUUACUAGAUUCAGACAGCGAAGAAGUUGAAGAAGGGCAAAUUGCUGGUGAUUUUUGGAAUUCAGAUGAAUUUGGGUCCUUGGUGACACAUCAGAAUAAUCUUCAUGAGGGUCAGAAAACAGAUAAAAUUUCUGAUUGGAGUGACAUUCUUAAUAAAGAAGGUCUUGAUUGUCUCACUAAGCCCUGUGGAACUGAUUCUUCCGGCGAGAACACUAUCUUGAGUGCUUCUAACCUGAAUAUGGAUAACCAUUAUGCAGGUGUUGAUGAAGAUAACAUUACUGAUGAUCUUAAUUUGGAUGAUAUACAUUUAAAUGUUGAACUAAAAAGUUGUCAUAAUGUACCUUUGAUGGAUGCCAAGAAGCAUGAAGUUGCAUUGCCUACUCUUACAUUGGACGAGGAGAAAACAAUUUGUCAGAAUGCUGGUAAAGUUGGACCAAAGAGAAAAAGAGGUGCUUUAACCGAGGAAAGAAAAGCACAGAAAAAGAAAUCUAGGAGAAGGAAAAGAGCAGAGAAAGAGAGGGAACAAGGAGUUAAGAGAUUGAAGCUUCCGCCAGUAGUAAAGCCAAAAGCAGUAAAACUCUGCAACUUUUAUAUGAUAGGCAGAUGUCAACAGGGAGAUUUGUGCAAAUUUUCCCACGACGCCACACCUCACACAAAGUCACAGCCAUGCAAGUACUUCGCUUGCGACUCUUGUUUGAAAGGCGACGAGUGCCAAUUUGAUCAUGAACUCUCCAAGUAUCCAUGCCACAACUUCCAGUCAAAAGGCACAUGCUAUAGAGGUGAUAAAUGCAAGUUUUCUCAUAAGAUUGUGGAUGUUGAAGGUUCCUCUUUGCCAGAUGCUAAAAAGUUAGUUUCUCCAUCAACAGAAGAAAAUUUGAAUGCGGGCAUACAAAAUUGUUUGAACAAGAACCAUGCAAAUGUAAAUGCUCCUGCAAAAACUAUUAUUUCAAGCACUACCCAUGUCUCGUCUAAGAAUUUGGAAGUCAAUUUGGGUUCGGCAAAGAAACCUAUGAAAAUGCCGAAGGGAAUCAGCUUUAUUACACUUGGAAAUGGACUGUCAAAUAUCACCAAUAAGCUUACAAACAGUUUGCUUCCUGAGAAAAGUAUGCGCUAUGAAGAAAACCCAGCAAAGGCAUCCAAAGAGGAACGGAAAAAUACUGAUUGCUCGACUGCUAAACCAUUUGUCAAACAACAAAAUGGAUCUAGUAUUUUUCUUCCUAAGAAAAGCAUUGCUGGUGACAGUUUGAUUAGUGGUGGAACCAGCAGCAGUUCUGCUACAACUUCAAUGUCUAAAGCUCUGCAAAAUGAGGCAUCUGAAGCAUCAAAAAUUUUGGAGGAGUUUCUAUUUGGUGCUACUGGCUAGCAAUUUUUUUUCCUUCUAUAUAUUAUUAGAUGAUGCUAAUUUCAUAAUCAAUGCUGCUAGUUCCAAAUGCUUAACUAACUUCCUACUUUCAUGGACUCUGCAGCAAUUCUAUCUAGUCCCACAUGGGAGUAGCUGAGUUGGUAUUCCAGAAGUGUGGAUAAUUUUAAAGUAAAUAGUAUAUAUUUUUUUAAGCUCA